Molecule: messenger RNA, 1286 nt
Organism: Protopolystoma xenopodis
Lineage: Eukaryota; Metazoa; Platyhelminthes; Monogenea; Polystomatidea; Polystomatidae
Source: the annotation of a GenBank genome assembly
GAACUAAAAUGCACAAUAGCUCAAAAACAUUGGAGUAUUAUGAUGACCAUUUUAACAAGAAUGAAGAAGUUUCAGCUCAGAAUCUAACAGGGAGAAACAAGUUGGAUCUAAUAAGUCUCUUUGAAUGUCCUGUUUGUUAUGACUAUGCCACUCCCCCAAUUAUUCAGUGUCAAAGUGGGCACAUAAUUUGCGAAUCAUGUAGGCCGAAGGUUGAUACUUGUCCCACCUGCCGUGGUAUCCUAGGAAAUAUAAGAAAUUUGGCAUUGGAAAAAUUAGCCGUUAGCGUCAGAUUUCCGUGCAAAUAUUCUGCAUGCGGCUGUACAGAACUGUUACACUACCAGCACAAGUCGCUUCAUGAAGAAAACUGCUACUUCAGAUCUUGUAAUUGCCCCUGCCCUGGAACUUCCUGUCCGUGGACUGGACAGUUAGAUAAAGUCAUGACACAUCUGCUCAUAUCGCACAAAAAUAUAACUACCCUUCAGGGAGAAGAUAUUGUCUUUCUAGCAACUGACAUCAAUCUCCCUGGAUCAGUCGACUGGGUCAUGAUUCAAACCUGUUUUGGUCAUAAUUUCAUGCUAGUACUCGAGAAACAGGAGCGACUCAGAGAACAUCGGUUUUAUGCUCUUGUUCAGAUGGUCGGUAACCAGAUGCAGGUUCAACAAUUUGUAUACAGACUUGAGUUGAGGAGAUUCAAACGUCGACUCAUCUGGGAAGCGGUUCCGAGAAGCAUACACUUAGGCCUUCAGUCAGCCAUCGUUGAUUCAGACUGCUUGACCUUUGACUCGAACACUGCCCAACUUUUUUCAGAAAACGGGAGCUUGGCUUUUAAUGUUACAAUUUCUGAGGCUCGAGCUACUUUCCAUCGUCCAGUCAACGAAGGCCUUUGCUCCUUUUCAUCCAGAGAAGAUGCAGAUGAACUCGGCGACUCUAGACACCAGCUACAAUCUGCCCCUUUUCAACCUUCUGCCCCUCCACUUGAUCUAUUGCCACCCAUAGAUUCUGACUCAAUGGCCCUCGACUUGGUUUCUCCUAAUCUCGCCAUCUCAUCCAGAGAUCAAAUGACCUCAGAUGAAAAUUCCGGAACAGACCUAGCAAUUGCCGAUUGUGGAACGGAAUAUGUGCGAAAUCAUAGCCCUUCACAGCCAGUCCCCCAUCCUCGGCAGCCUUUCAACUCUGGAUCAAACAGUGGCGCUCGUCGUAGCCACACCACAUCGGGCCAAUCUUUGAACAAUUCUGCCUCUAUCCAGGAAUUUGCGACCUCUUCUCUCGAUAAUAAGAUCAGUUAG